UGUCACGUGUUUAGGAUUAGAGUCUCAUGCAUGCACGAUUAACUACAAUAAAUUAAAAGGGAAGACGAUGACGACUUACAUAUUUCUACGAAUUAAUACUUGAAAUCUAUAAGAUUUCCUUUUUAAAGCGACGAGGGCUUAUUUUAGGCUUGUUGGCUGCUUCAUUUCACUCGACUCGAGAACGAUUUCUUUUCCAAGUUUUCCAAGCAUUGUAGCCAGCAAUGAGGUUAAUCAACUUUUUGAUGAAAAAUGUCAACUCUAAAAUCGAAUACUAUUCCAGAUUUUCACCUUCACCGAUGUCAAUCCAGCAGUUUCUCGAUUUCGGUCGGGAGAAUGCAUGUGAGAAGACCUCCUAUAUGUUCCUGAGGAAAGAGCUUGCUGUCCGUUUGGCCAACACCAUGCGAGAGGUGACUCUGUUGCCGGAAAACCUGCUUAGUCAACCCUCUCUACAGCAUGUGCAGAAUUGGUAUAUUCAGAGUUUUGAGGAGCUGCUAGAGUUUGAGGCCCGAAGCCCAGAGAAUGGUCGUACACUGAAUGACUUUCUGGACACCCUUAAUAAGAUACGCAAUCGGCACAAUGAUGUAGUGCCCACGGUGGCCCAGGGGGUGAUCGAGUACAAGGAUAAGUUUGGCUUUGACCCCUUCAUCAGCAGCAACGUACAGUACUUCCUGGAUCGUUUUUAUACCAACCGAAUCUCCUUCCGCAUGCUUAUCAACCAGCACACACUCCUCUUCGGUGAUGCAACUGCCCACCCCAAACACAUAGGGGGCAUCGACCCUGCCUGCAACGUGCCUGAAGUGGUGAGAGAUGCAUAUGACACAGCCAAGAUGCUCUGCGAGCAAUACUACAUGAUGGCGCCUGAGCUUGUCAUUGAGGAAUUCAACGCUAAAUCAAAAGAGAAGGCUAUCCAGGUGGUGUAUGUUCCCUCACAUCUCUUCCACAUGCUCUUUGAACUUUUUAAGAAUUCCAUGAGGGCCACAGUGGAGUUGCAUGAGGACAACAGCAAAGGGCUUCCUCCAGUCACAGCUAUGGUGACCCUCGGAAGAGAGGAUCUUUCAAUAAAGAUCAGUGAUAUGGGUGGUGGAGUUCCUCUCAGGAAAAUGGACAGGCUCUUUAACUACAUGUAUUCAUCUGCACCUGCGCCCAGUUUUGACUCCUUACAGUCUGCAGCCCCUCUGGCUGGAUUUGGCUAUGGUUUGCCAAUUUCCAGGCUAUAUGCACGCUACUUCCAAGGAGACCUCAACCUAUACUCAAUGGAGGGAGUGGGAACUGAUGCAGUCAUUUACCUAAAGGCUCUGUCCAGCGAGUCCUUUGAGCGUCUUCCCGUCUUCAACAAGUCAGCGUGGCGACACUACCAGACAGGCCCUGAAGCAGACGACUGGAGCAACCCCAGCAGCGACCCUCGGGAUGCCUCCAAGUACAAAUCAAACCGAUAAACUUCACCAGGCAGCAGAGAUUGGGCCAGUUUGUUACGCAAAAGGGCUUGGAGGGCCGCAUCCGUCUCCGUGGUGUCAUAUCCAGCAUAGUCAGUAAAUAAGCUUGCUGAAUGCAUGAGCACUCCACUUACAGUAAGCUGUAUGAACAGAAUGAUGAUCGUAAAAUGUAGCAAUGAACUAUAUGCCUGUAAUACUGUAACAGAAAAGAAUGGGAAUGUUAUGUUACAUACAUAUUGUUUACAUACUAGUUGACUGAUGCUGGUGGAAGUACAUCUUAGGGGUUUCUUUUUGUUUGUGGAACACAGCACGCGUGUUCAAAAGAACAGCUUUACAGGUAGAGAUGUAAAUCUGUUUCUGAGGCUUCAUGAAGUUUACACUAAUUUAUAAAUGGCUGUGUCAGUCAAAAAUAUGGAUAUGUUACUGAGGUUGUUGUAUUGCACUUUAAACAUUUUUAGGCACAUAAACUAUUAUUUUAUGUUGAAAUGUGUAUCAUGUUAUAAAAUACAUGUGUAUAGUGUUUAAUAUCUAAUGCUGCUGUUCUGUUUUCAGCACAAUAUGCCGUUUACAUUAUCUUCCUCCUUUGUCCUGUUUUUGAUGCAUGGAUGUGGCCAUUGACACAUGUAUUAGAGCUGUAUUAAACUCAUACAGUUUAACUAAUCUGGGCUUCAUUUCUGGAGAGGGAGUUCAUUUCUAGA
Sardina pilchardus (European sardine) is the source of this 2131-nucleotide messenger RNA. RefSeq names its product pyruvate dehydrogenase kinase, isozyme 3b (gene pdk3b). Gene Ontology annotation, biological process: protein phosphorylation; regulation of glucose metabolic process. Gene Ontology annotation, molecular function: pyruvate dehydrogenase (acetyl-transferring) kinase activity. The record is from RefSeq and is a predicted model, not a curated record. Gene Ontology annotation, cellular component: mitochondrion. The transcript has 11 exons. Bases 222 to 1436 code for a protein of 404 amino acids. NCBI's taxonomy places the organism in Eukaryota, Metazoa, Chordata, Actinopteri, Clupeiformes, Clupeidae.